UUUUUUUUUUUUAAAUAUGAAAUAAGUGGACAUAAAGUUCUCAGGUGGAUUAUCACGGUGCUUCCAGACGAACUACUCAGCUUGCAAGCCUGGCUACCCUGAUUAAGAAGAUAUGAAAGAAUACACGCUCCUCCUCUUCCUGGCUUUGUGCUCUGCCAAACCUUUCAGCAGUCCUUCAUAUUUUACAUUAAAGAAUAUGAUGCUCCAAGACAUGGAAGAAGAAGAAGAUGAUUAUGAUGAUGACAAUUCUCUGUUUCCAACCACUGAACCAAUUAUACCACUGAUGCCUUUUGAUCUGUUCCCAACAUGCCCCUUUGGAUGCCAGUGCUACGUGAGAGUUGUUCAUUGCUCUGACCUGGGUUUGACAUCAAUACCUCGCAACAUCCCACCAGAUACUCGUAUGAUUGACCUUCAAAACAACAAAAUUAGAGAGGUCAAGGAAAAUGAUCUCCGAGGACUCACGUCACUCUAUGCUCUGGCUCUGAACAACAAUAAAAUCACCAAGAUCCAUCCAAAAGCAUUUCAAUCAACCAAGAAGCUACGACGAUUGUAUCUGUCCCAUAACCAGCUAACUGAGAUUCCAGCAAACCUACCUAACACUUUAGCAGAGCUCAGAAUUCAUGCUAACAAGGUUAAGAAAAUCCCCAAGGACACAUUUAAAGGAAUGAAAUCUCUCCAUGUUUUAGAAAUGAGUGCAAAUCCUCUUAACAAUGAUGGAAUAGAGCCAGGGGCUUUUGAAGGAGUAAAUAUCUAUCAUAUAAGAAUUGCAGAAGCUAAACUAACUUCAAUUCCUAAAGACUUGCCCUCCAGUCUGCUAGAACUUCACUUAGAUGACAAUAAGAUCACAGCAAUUGAACUUGAAGAUUUUAACCGCUACAAAGAUCUUCAAAGACUAGGUCUUGGGAAUAACAAAAUCAAAGACGUGGAAAAUGGAAGUUUUUCCAACAUACCGAGUAUACGUGAAAUCCAUCUUGAAAGAAACAAGCUCAAGAAAGUUCCUCCUGGAUUACCUGAACUGAAAUACCUGCAGGUGGUCUUCCUUCAUUCUAAUCAUAUUGCCAAACUGGGAGUCAAUGAUUUCUGUCCAACAGGAAGGAGAAAGAAGAAGGCAUUAUACAGUGGCAUAAGCCUCUUCAAUAAUCCUGUAAAGUACUGGGAGGUUGAGCCUUCAACUUUCCGCUGCAUUUUAGCUAGAAACAGCGUGCAACUUGGAAACUUCCUCAAGUGAUACCCAAGUUGGUCAUGUCAAAAGCAACUCAUCAAAAAUCACUUCUACAAUACUUGAAAUUUGCAGAAAAAUGCCAAUUUUACACAACUUCACCAGUUUACAAAGCAUUUGCUAUUUUGAGGAUGAUUAAUUAGAAACAGUAUGUUAAUAAUAUCAGUUGUAUUAUGUGACAAUGUUCAACCUACAUUUGAGUAAUUUAAACAAAUGCUUUUAUAACGUACAGAAGGACUCUUGGAAACGGAACUGGAAACUAUAUUUGAUGUUUCCUAUUGUAGAUGUUUAAUUCUUCAGCUAAAUCACAUAGUUUUAACAUAUUCUUUCUUUCAUGUAAAUUCUAAAAAACCAAGUGGAAGUGACUUUUCCAUAGGAAGGACCUUUUUCUCUGCCAAAAAGUCUUGUAAGGAAAGUUGCAAAAACCCCAUCAUUGUCAGACUUGAAGGGCAACUCCUUGUGCCAACUCUGAUAAUCAGCAAAGAUGCACUAAAAAGGUACAACAUUGCAAGACCUUGUUUCUAAACUAGAACAGACUUUUAUAAUCUAUAGAGUGAGAUAAAGGCAGGUUUCAUACCUUAGGAUCAUAGAAUCAUUUAGGUUGGAAGAGACUUUAUCGAGUCCAACCAUUCUCUGACUCUACCAAGUCUGGUGCUAAACCAUGUCCCACAACACCACAUCCCUUCCUCUUUAAAACACCUCCAAGGAUGGGGAUUUAACCAUUUCCCCAAGACAAGACUGAUCCAGAGUCUGAGAAGAUUUUCAGUGAAGAAGUCUCCUCUAAUAUCCAACCUAUCCAUUCCAAUAUGAAGAAG
Messenger RNA from Dryobates pubescens (Downy woodpecker), 2034 nucleotides. It is a transcript of the gene ASPN, whose product is annotated as asporin. Lineage: Eukaryota; Metazoa; Chordata; Aves; Piciformes; Picidae. The transcript is spliced from 8 exons. The record is from RefSeq and is a predicted model, not a curated record. Bases 113 to 1228 code for a protein of 371 amino acids. Gene Ontology annotation, molecular function: protein binding.